This is a messenger RNA of Drosophila subobscura, 543 nucleotides long. RefSeq lists its product as uncharacterized. The record is from RefSeq and is a predicted model, not a curated record. Bases 1 to 459 code for a protein of 152 amino acids. NCBI's taxonomy places the organism in Eukaryota, Metazoa, Arthropoda, Insecta, Diptera, Drosophilidae. The transcript has 2 exons.
AUGGCAGCCAUUCCCCCAGUCACACAAACACACACGAAACAUGGUAAGCGCUUGUCAUUAGCCUCUUGCCACACAUUCGCCUCACGCUUUUGUACUCGUACCCUGCAGCGUCUUUCCAUCUUUGGCCUGUCGCUGCUGCUGCUGCUGUCGGUUUGUCUGCAUUCCGCCACAUCGGAUGUCUCUCAGCUGGUGCGCUCUGGCAAUGGUUUCGUCUAUGAUGUGCCGAAGGUCACUCAGCUGGAGCUGGAGGUCAGCAAUGAGUUCCCCACGGGCGAGGAGUUCCCCCAGGAUGCCAUACCCGUGGCACCAUCCGAUGCGGAGCUAGGCCAGGCCGAAGAGCUAGAGGAAUCCGCACAGCUAACAUCCGCCUCCAAGCCUCCAAGUAAAAGUGCCGGCGGCAGCAGCAGCAGCAUUCACGGCUACAAGUACCAAGUGCCCAGCAGGCGCUUCAAGAGCUGAGACCCUCUACCCACCUGUCGUGUUUCCCUCGAAUUUUGUACCAAAGUUUUCUGUCUAAAGAUAAUAAAAAUUGAAAUCCCCCCC